UAAAACAAACAACUAGUCACCAUUUACCAGGUCACCUUUGUGCAACACAGCACAGUGGACACACACUCGCCGUGUGCGUGCUCUCUCUAUUUAUAACCGUCUAUCACCCCUUGAAUGUCUACACCGCAUCGAUUUCUCUUCAAUCUCACUACCUUCAAUUCCAGAACCUUCUUUUUCCUUCCAUUUUCGCACUCUCACUUCACCCUAACAAUGCCUCGCAAUCAGCGAAGCAGCGGCCUUCAUGGAGAACAAAGAUGGAAAGAGAAACCAAAAACCGAACCACAAGUAUCAGCUAUUGGAGAUGCUGAAACGGUUACUAACAAGCUUUCUGCACUUCAUAUCGGUGAAAAUAGUGCGCAAACGAAGGUUCAAAAUGUUAAUAAGGUGGUUAAUUCUCAAGGUUCAACGGCGAUUUGGAAACCUAAAUCGUACGGAACUGUUAGUGGAGGAGCCAAUGUAACUGAAGUUGAAAGUACACCGGUUAGUAAAGCGAAGGUUGAUGGUUUAGGUGGUGUUGCUGUGGCUUCGACUCAGAAAAUUAGUAGUGGUAGUGUUGCUUUGAGCAAGUUAUUUAGCGGUAAUUUGUUGGAGAAUUUUACUGUGGAUAGCUCAACUUACGCUCAAGCGCGAAUCAGAGCAACUUUCUAUCCUAAAUUUGAAAAUGAAAAGUCAGAUCAAGAGACAAGGUCAAGGAUGAUUGAGCUGGUAUCAAAAGGUUUACUUACUUUAGAGGUUUCACUUAAACACUCUGGUUCUCUUUUUAUGUAUGCGGGUCAUGAGGGUGGAGCUUAUGCAAAAAACAGCUUUGGAAAUAUAUAUACUGCUGUUGGCGUAUUUGUUCUUGGGCGGAUGUUUCAUGAGGCUUGGGGAACCGAAGCUUCAAAAAAGCAGGCUGAAUUUAAUGAUUUUCUUGAGAAAAACCAUAUGUGCAUAUCAAUGGAAUUAGUAACUGCUGUUCUUGGAGACCAUGGACAGCGUCCCCUUGAAGAUUAUGUGGUGGUUACAGCAGUCACUGAAUUAGGCAAUGGAAAGCCAAAGUUCUAUUCAACUCCUGAGAUAAUCGCUUUUUGCAGAAAAUGGCGAUUACCAACAAAUCAUGUGUGGUUGUUCUCAACAAGAAAAUCAGCCUCUUCCUUCUUUGCUGCCUAUGACGCCUUAUGCGAGGAAGGUACUGCAACUUCUGUAUGCAAGACUCUAGAUGAAAUAGCAGACAUAUCUGUCCCAGGUUCAAAAGAUCAUGUGAAAGCCCAAGGUGAAAUUUUAGAGGGUCUCGUGGCUCGUUUAGUGAACCACGAGAGUUCAAAGCAGAUAGAGAAAAUUUUAAUGGAAUUUCCCCCUCCACCUGCUGAUGGAGCUGCCCUUGAUUUUGGAUCAAGUCUAAGGGAAAUUUGUGCUGCAAAUAGAUCUGAUGAAAAACAGCAAAUGAAAGCACUUCUUGAGGGCGUUGGUAGCUCUUUUUGUCCUGAUUAUGCAGAUUGGUUUGGGACUGAUGCUGCUGAUAUACAAUCAAGAAAUGCGGACAAAUCUGUUCUUUCAAAAUUUUUACAAGCCCAUCCCGCAGAUUAUUCGACCAAAAAAUUGCAGGAACUCGUUCGGUUGGUGAGGGAAAAGCGCUACCCUGCGGCAUUCAAAUGUUAUCAUAACUUCCACAAAGUUGAUGCCAUAUCAAAUGACGACCUUUUCUAUAAAAUGGUCAUUCAUGUGCACAGUGAUUCCACUUUCCGGAGAUACCAAAAAGAGAUGAGGAAUAGACCAGGAUUAUGGCCACUUUAUCGAGGAUUUUUCGUUGAUAUCAAUUUAUUCAAGGCAGACAAAGAGAAAGUCGCAGAAAUUUCUAAGAACAGUGUAAAUGAACGUGGUAGCAGUGGUACUGAAAAAGAUGACUUUGCUGACGAAGAUGCAAAUUUAAUGGUCAAAUUGAAGUUUCUUACAUAUAAGUUGCGAACCUUUCUCAUUCGAAAUGGCUUGUCAGUUCUGUUUAAAGAAGGUCCAGGUGCUUACAAGGCUUAUUACCUGAGACAAAUGAAAAUAUGGGGAACCUCUCCAGGAAAGCAGAAAGAACUUAGCAAGAUGCUUGAUGAAUGGGCUGUGUAUAUAAGAAGAAAGUGUGGAAAUAAGCAACUUUCAUCAUCAAUAUAUCUUAGUGAAGCUGAACCUUUCCUUGAACAGUUUGCAAAACGUAGUCCACAGAACCAAGCUCUAAUAGGUUCUGCGGGUAGUUUAGUUAGGACUGAAGAUUUCUUGGCCAUUGUUGAGGGAGGCCAGGAUGAAGAAGGUGACCUUGCAUCAGAGCGGGUAGCACCAUCAGAGCCUAAUAUCUCAGUCAAAGACACAGUUCCAAAAGAUGAAGGGAUGAUUGUAUUCUUUCCCGGAAUACCGGGUUGUGCAAAGUCUGCCCUUUGUAAAGAACUGCUAAAUGCACAAGGUGGACUACUAGGAGAUGAUCGACCAGUUCAUAGUCUCAUGGGUGAUCUGAUUAAAGGAAAAUAUUGGCAGAAAGUUGCUGAAGAGCGCAAAAAGAAACCGAAGUCUAUAAUGCUCGCUGACAAGAAUGCCCCAAAUGAAGAAGUAUGGAGACAGAUAGAAGACAUGUGUCGCAGAACCAGGGCAUCUGCUGUCCCAGUUGUGCCUGAAUCUGAAGGAACUGAUUCAAAUCCAUUUUCCCUUGAUGCAUUAGCUGUUUUCGUGUAUCGUGUGCUUCAACGAGUCAAUCAUCCAGGGAGUCUUGACAAGGCAUCUCCAAAUGCUGGCUAUGUGCUGCUAAUGUUUUAUCAUCUUUAUGAUGGCAAGAGCCGCAAAGAGUUCGAGGGUGAAUUAAUUGACCGUUUUGGGUCACUUGUGAAGAUGCCCUUGUUGAAAAAUGAUAGGAAUCCUCUUCCUGAGGCAGUGCAGUGCAUUUUGGAGGAAGGAAUUGAUCUAUAUAAGCUUCACACUAAGAGACAUGGAAGGUUGGAAUCUACCAAGGGUACAUACGCAAAGGAAUGGAUGAAAUGGGAGAAACAAUUGCGGGAUAUUCUUUCUGGAAAUGCUGAUUAUUUUAAUUCAGUUCAGGUUCCAUUUGAGUUCGCUGUCAAGCAAGUGUUGGAGCAAUUGAGAAACAUUGCUAAGGGAGAUUACACGCCUCCAGAUACUGAAAAGAGGACGUUUGGUACCAUUGUUUUUGCUGCUCUCAGUAUUCCAGUUAUAGACAUUCAAGGUGUCCUAAACAAUUUGGCCAAGAAUAAUCCGAAGAUUGAUGAAUUUUUUAAAGACAAGAAUUUAGAUAAGCUUAAUCGAGCUCACUUGACUCUUGCACACAAGAGAAGUCAUGGCAUAAAAGCUGUCGCUGAUUAUGGUCUGUGGCUGCAUAAAAAGGCACCAGUGGAGUUGACGGCACUGCUCUUCUCAGAUAAAAUGGCUGCAUUUGAAGCUUUUCCUGGCUCAGUGGAAGGAGAGAAGAUAGUUCCAAAAAAUGCGUUUCCCCAUAUCACCUUGUGGACUAGUCAAGGGGUUUCAGCCAAGGACGCCAACAUGUUAACACAGUUGUUUGCAGAGGGAAAAGCAAAUCGGAUUGACUUCAAUCCUCCUAUCAAUGUAUCUGGCACAGUUGAAUUUUAUUGAGUUACUUUGGCUGCUCAUCCUUCUAAAAUAUUACAAGAUUGCAUGCUUUACUCAUAAAGAUUAGUGUAGUAACAAGAGAAAAUAAUGGCGAAAGUUUUUUUUAGGAGCCAACAUUUUCUCCUGAGGAGGAAUAUUGUAUAUAAGCUGUUUAGAAAGCCGAGUAUGAUUUAACACCUAUCAUGACCUGGUUUUUACCAUGAGGUCCAUAUGUUCACAAACAUUAAAUAAAAUCAUUAGAUAUUAUAGUUUUCAAUGAAACAAUUCAAAUUCCUUA
Messenger RNA from Medicago truncatula (barrel medic), 3874 nucleotides. RefSeq names its product tRNA ligase 1. The record is from RefSeq and is a predicted model, not a curated record. Lineage: Eukaryota; Viridiplantae; Streptophyta; Magnoliopsida; Fabales; Fabaceae. The transcript is spliced from 27 exons. Gene Ontology annotation, molecular function: RNA ligase (ATP) activity. The coding region runs from base 115 to 3600 and encodes 1161 amino acids. Gene Ontology annotation, biological process: tRNA splicing, via endonucleolytic cleavage and ligation.